This is a messenger RNA of Cheilinus undulatus (humphead wrasse), 1178 nucleotides long. It is a transcript of the gene f8a, whose product is annotated as coagulation factor VIII associated. Gene Ontology annotation, cellular component: early endosome. Bases 35 to 988 code for a protein of 317 amino acids. The transcript is spliced from 12 exons. Lineage: Eukaryota; Metazoa; Chordata; Actinopteri; Labriformes; Labridae. Gene Ontology annotation, molecular function: protein binding. Gene Ontology annotation, biological process: vesicle cytoskeletal trafficking. The record is from RefSeq and is a predicted model, not a curated record.
CCGGGUUGAUUUGUUGUGUUUUUCCUGCAGGAUCAUGGCUGCGGAGGGGGAUUUUCUGGCGAGAUACCGUGCUGUGUCAAAUAAACUGAAAAAGCGCUUUCUACGUAAGCCGAAUGUGGCAGAGGCGAGUGAGCAGUUUGGUCAGUUAGCCAAGGAGCUGAGACAGCAGGACUGCCUUCAGUAUGCUGCCUUCUGUAACCUCGCCAUGGCUCGGUGUGAGCAGACUCUCUUUAAUGCUCCUGGAGAAGCUCUGGCAUUAACAGAUGCUGCCCGCCUCUUCCUCUCAUCUGAGAAGGAGAACAGGGCGCUGCAGGCUCCAGGGUUUGAUGAGAACCUUCAGGCUGCAAUCAACUGCUACAGUUUUGCCAUAAAGGUGUACAUCGAGAUGAACCAGCCUGUGAUGGCAGCCAGCUUAUGUCUAGAGCUUGGCAAUGCACUUAAGGAGAUGAACAGGCCUGGAGAAGCCAUUGUUCAUUACCAAAGGGCUGCAGAAUUACAGACACAGACUCCAAUAGAGGCUCUACUGUCAAUGGGAGAAAUGGCGACGUGUAAAAUUCUCACUCGUGACUAUGAUGGUGCUUUGUCAGUGUUUACAGAGAUGCAGAUGAUGUGUCAGGAGAGGGGACUGCAGCUACCAGGCACCAACACUCCUGUUGGAGCAUUUCUGGACAUUGUGGCAAAAUGUGAGAUCUCCAGAGUACUACUGCUGAUGUUGCUUGAGCCUCCACCUCAGAAGCUGUUACCAGAACAUGCCCAGACCCUGGAGAAGUAUGCAUGGGAGUCUUUUGACCCGCACAGCCAAGCCACCUUCCUGCCAGAGAAUGUUUUCCUUCUCCUGCAGUCAGUCGUGAUGGCGUGUCAGGAGAAAGACACAGAGUCUCUCAAGUCUCUCCAGACUGAGCUAUGGCCUCUUCUGACAGCAGAGCAGAAUCAUCUUCUCCACCUAGUGGUUCAGGAGCGCAUCACACCGUCUGGCCAAGGCAUCUAGUACAGUCCAGUUUUACUCACUUCCUCUGGGAACGAUACUUUAUAUAAUGGAACAUUCCUGUUUCUGACUGGGUCUGUUGUAAGGCCUGAAGAAGUGUUGUUUUCAAAACCUCAGUGUAGUGGCUCGCACUCAGAAACACACACGAAAGACGAGACUUUGCCCUCAUCGAGCAAAGACCUUUAGAAAAUAU